Aspergillus terreus NIH2624 is the source of this 1113-nucleotide messenger RNA. Its product is annotated as T6SS phospholipase effector Tle1-like catalytic domain-containing protein. NCBI's taxonomy places the organism in Eukaryota, Fungi, Ascomycota, Eurotiomycetes, Eurotiales, Aspergillaceae. The transcript is spliced from 3 exons. The coding region runs from base 1 to 1113 and encodes 370 amino acids. The record is from RefSeq and is a predicted model, not a curated record.
AUGGCCGCAUCCGAGGAUACUCCAAAAAUCACGCCAUCGCAGAUAGUCCUCUGUUUCGAUGGGACAGGGAAUACGUUUCGUGCAGAUGGCACGGAGACAAACGUUCUACGAAUCUGUCGGAUGGUAGCGCGGUCGGACCACCAACCGGGAAUCGGGACUGAAAUCACCGCCGGCUCGCUGGCAGCCACGACACUGAAGAAAAGCAGUCGGCUCGGUAAGAGCAAGACGCUGAGCCAGGCCCUGGGAAAGUCGUUCGACAAGCAUGUUCUCGGCGGAUACAGGUUCCUCAUGCGCCACUGCCGGUCUGAUAGUCACAUCUACAUCUUCGGGUUCUCCCGCGGCGCCUAUACGGCGCGGUUCCUCGCGGAGAUGCUGGACUACACCGGUCUGCUCGGUCCGGACAACGAGGAGAUGAUCCCGUUUAUUUGGGAGGCCUUUUCGAGGUGGAAGCUAGCCCGUUUCAACAACACGUCCGAGAAGAGACGCGCAUUCGACUUUAUGCGACAGUGCCGGGAGACGUUGUGUCGUCCGGUGCAGCAGGUGAAGUUCUUGGGCUUGUUUGACACCGUCAACAGCGUCGCGGAUUUCGAGAUCAACAAUAUUAUCACCUCCACCGCGCAGGUAACCCGACAUGCAGUCAGCAUUGACGAACGUAGGGUCAAGUUCCAGCCCGUUCUACUGGGAGAGAACCUGAAAAAUCGGGGAAAAGGCAAGAAACCGUAUGAGCACACGACGCUGACGGAGAAGCAGAAGGAGGAGGCCAGCGUUUUGCCAGGAGAGUGUGUCUCUCAUCCAGCCCCUACUGGCGAGACUUCCACCACGAAGUCUUCCAGAGAUGAUGAUUCGGAGCACGUGGAUCUGUUAGAGGUCUGGUUCCCGGGGGGUCAUGCCGAUAUUGGCGGUGGAUUCCAAAAGGUGGAAGGCGAGCAAUGGCAGCUCAGCCAUGCGCCGCUCGUUUGGAUGGUCCAGGAGGCGCGGCGCGCUGGGCUCGACUUCGACGAGAAGAAAUUGCAUCAGUUCAAGUGUAUCGAGGACGAUGCACCAACUGACGGCUGUGACCCAGACGAGGGAUGGCAGGUGGGCGUUGAUCCGGUGGAAAUUGCAUCGCGGUAG